This is a messenger RNA of Ceratotherium simum simum (southern white rhinoceros), 4615 nucleotides long. RefSeq names its product LDL receptor related protein 12 (gene LRP12). Gene Ontology annotation, cellular component: plasma membrane. NCBI's taxonomy places the organism in Eukaryota, Metazoa, Chordata, Mammalia, Perissodactyla, Rhinocerotidae. Gene Ontology annotation, molecular function: protein binding. The record is from RefSeq and is a predicted model, not a curated record.
GCCCCUCCCCUCCCCUCCCCCUGCCGCCGCCGCGGAGAGCGCAGGGAGCAGCCGGCGGCUCGGUAGCGGCGGUGUCUGGCCCCGGCUCCUCCUCCUCCUCCUCCUCCGUCUCCUCCUCUCUCCCUCCAUCUGCCGUGGUUAUGGCCCGUCGCUGGAGCACAAAAGAGUCUCCGCGGUGGAGGUCUGCGUUGGUCUUGCUUUUCCUCGCUGGGGUGUACGGAAAUGGUGCUCUUGCAGAACAUUCUGAAAAUGUGCAUAUUUCAGGAGUGUCAACUGCUUGUGGAGAGACUCCAGAACAAAUUCGAGCACCUAGUGGUAUAAUCACGAGCCCAGGCUGGCCUUCUGAAUAUCCUGCCAAAAUCAACUGUAGCUGGUUCAUAAGGGCAAACCCAGGGGAAAUCAUUACUAUAAGUUUUCAGGAUUUUGAUAUUCAAGGAUCCAGAAGAUGCAGUUUGGACUGGCUGACAAUAGAAACAUACAACAAUAUUGAAAGUUACAGAGUGUGUGGUUCCACAAUUCCACCACCAUAUAUUUCUUCACAAGACCACGUCUGGAUCAGGUUCCAUUCCGAUGACAGUAUCUCUAGAAAGGGUUUCAGACUGUCAUAUUUUUCAGGGAAAUCUGAGGAACCACACUGUGCUUGUGAUCAGUUUCGUUGUGGUAAUGGGAAGUGUAUACCGGAAGCCUGGAAAUGUAAUAACAUGGAUGAAUGUGGAGACAGUUCUGAUGAAGAGAUCUGUGCCCGAGAAGCUAAUCCUCCACCGUCUGCUUCUUUUCAACCCUGUGCUUACAACCAGUUCCAGUGUCUGUCCCGAUUUACCAAAGUUUACACUUGCCUCCCGGAAUCUUUAAAAUGCGAUGGGAACAUUGACUGCCUUGACCUAGGGGAUGAGAUAGACUGUGAUGUGCCAACUUGUGGGCAGUGGUUAAAAUAUUUUUAUGGUACUUUUAAUUCUCCCAAUUAUCCAGACUUUUAUCCUCCUGGAAGCAAUUGCACCUGGUUAAUAGACACUGGUGAUCACCGUAAAGUCAUUUUACGCUUCACUGACUUUAAACUGGAUGGUACUGGUUAUGGUGAUUAUGUCAAAAUAUACGAUGGAUUAGAGGAGAAUCCACACAAGCUUUUGCGUGUGUUAACUGCUUUUGAUUCUCAUGCGCCUCUCACAGUUGUUUCUUCUUCUGGACAGAUAAGGGUACAUUUUUGUGCCGAUAAAGUGAAUGCUGCAAGGGGAUUUAAUGCUACUUACCAAGUAGAUGGCUUCUGUUUGCCGUGGGAAAUACCCUGUGGAGGUAACUGGGGGUGUUAUACUGAGCAGCAGCGAUGUGAUGGGUACUGGCAUUGUCCAAAUGGAAGGGACGAAAUCAAUUGUACCAUGUGCCAAAAGGAAGAAUUCCCAUGUUCCCGAAACGGUGUCUGUUAUCCUCGUUCUGAUCGUUGCAACUAUCAGAAUCAUUGCCCAAAUGGCUCAGAUGAAAAAAACUGCUUUUUUUGCCAGCCAGGAAAUUUUCAUUGUAAAAACAAUCGUUGUGUGUUUGAAAGCUGGGUGUGUGAUUCUCAAGACGACUGCGGAGAUGGCAGCGAUGAGGAGAAUUGCCCAGUGAUUGUGCCUACCAGAGUCAUAACUGCGGCCGUCAUAGGGAGCCUUAUCUGUGGCCUCUUACUCGUCAUAGCGCUGGGAUGCACCUGUAAGCUUUACUCUCUGAGAAUGUUUGAACGAAGGUCAUUUGAGACACAGUUGUCAAGAGUGGAAGCAGAACUGUUAAGAAGAGAAGCCCCUCCCUCUUACGGACAGUUGAUUGCUCAGGGUUUAAUUCCACCGGUUGAGGAUUUCCCUGUUUGUUCCCCUAAUCAGGCUUCUGUUUUGGAAAACCUGAGGCUAGCCGUGCGAUCCCAGCUUGGAUUUACUUCAAUCAGGCUUCCUAUGGCAGGCAGAUCCAGCAACAUUUGGAAUCGUAUUUUUAAUUUUGCAAGAUCGCGUCAUUCAGGGUCAUUGGCUUUGGUCUCAGCAGAUGGAGAUGAGGUUGGCCCUAGUCAGAGUACCAGCAGAGAACCUGAAAGAAAUCAUACUCACAGAAGUUUGUUUUCCGUGGAGUCUGACGACACAGACACAGAAAAUGAAAGAAGAGAUACGGCAGGAGCAUCUGGUGGGGUUGCAGCUCCCUUGCCGCAAAAAGUCCCUCCCAUAACAGCGGUAGAAGCAACAGUGGGAGCAAGUGGAAGUUCCUCUGCUCAGAGUACCCGAGGUGGUCACACAGAUAAUGGAAGGGAUGUGACAAGUGUGGACCCCCCAAGUGUGAGUCCAGCACGUCACCAGCUCACAAGUGCACUAAGUCGUAUGACUCAGGGGCUGCGUUGGGUACGUUUUACAUUGGGGCGAUCAAGCUCUGUAAACCAGAACCAGAGCCCUUUGAGACAACUUGAUAAUGGGAUAAAUGGAAGAGAAGAUGACGAUGAUGUCGAAAUGCUAAUUCCAGUUUCUGAUGGAGCUUCAGACUUGGACGUGAGUGACUGCUCCAGACCUCUUCUUGAUCUCGCCUCAGAUCAAGGACAAGGGUUUAGACCACCCUGUAGUGCAACAGACCCUGGGGUGAGGCCAAGUAAUCGAGAUGGCCCUUGUGAGCGCUGUGGUAUUGUCCACACAGCCCAGGUACCGGACACUUGCUUGGAAGCAACACUGAAAAAUGAAAUGAGUGAUGAUGAGGCUUUGUUACUUUGUUAGGUACAAAUCACAUGAGGGAGGUUGUAUACAAGUUGGAGCAAUAUCCAUUCAUUGUCUUUUAACUUCACAAUUAAACUAGGUUUAAUUUAAAAAGAAAAAAGAUGCAGGGUGAUUUCUUAUUGUUAUAUGUUAGCCUGCAUGGUUAAAUUAAACAACUUGUAACUCUAUGAACUUGAGAGUUCACUAUUUUAGCAGCUAAAAAUGCAUUAUGUAUUCCUAUUGUUCAGUAAUGUUCUUUCAUCUGUUUCUAAUUGUUUUUAUCCUGGUACUGUAGUUCACGGUAGAAAUACGGCUGCUGAAACUCAUUUGUCAGUUUAUCCUAUCUUAUGUUAAAACGUUUGUUUGUACAAAAUAAUUCCUUCUUUUAAUUGAACCUUUAUGCUUUUGCCAAUACAUCUUGUAACUUAAUAUACUAGAUGUUAAGGUUGUUAAUAUACAAAAAAAAAACCUUAUAUUCACCUGUGUUUUUAUUUGUAUAACAUUUGUCUAAAUAUUAUUGGAUUUCAUCAUAAUAUGAACUUGUCAGAGGGAAAAACACUUUGUCUAAAAAUUUUUCUCUUCUGUUUAACAUGCAGUGAUGUGAAAUUUAGAUAGAGUUAGAUAAAUUAAUGGCAAAAAACAAAACUUUUAUAGAUUUUCUAAUGUUGACUUUAAUACUCUAAUAUGGUACAAACCAAAUGGUAAAAUCCAAAAUCAUUUCUUUUUUCAUCUCUAUUUAAGGACAGAAUUAAGCAGAUGAAGAUACUCUACUAUGCAUUAAAUCUUGAACUUUAUAAAAUAUGUACAAAAAUUGUACAAGAUAAGUUCCAACUAGUAAUGUCUUUCCCUGAUGCAGGGUUAUGCUUGUAUUGGACCCUAGGGAUUUGCACUAAAAUCAUAUCAAGGUCUCAGAUGAGUUUAGUGCACAAGCACUAUCACUUUAAAUACUAUUAUUUGCUAUCAUAAUGACUAUAUAUUUCCAUAGCUUUUGGGUGGUAAGGGGGAGCAUUUUUAUUACAACUUGAAAUUGCUUUGCUCGUUUCAUAUUUAUUUGUUGUAUUUAAAGACUACAUUGUUGUACGAAAGUGAUUUUUUCAAUAUAUUUUAUUCAUGGGGGGAUCGUGCUACAUUAUUGAAAAGCAAAUUCAGAAAUCAUUCAGAUCACCCCCCUUUUUAAGUAAGAAUUGCAAAACCUGCAUUUUUUUAUUGUCAAUUCCUGUUUAUUUAUUCUUUAGCUGUCUGUUUUAGUAGCUUGAUGAUUGAGUAUGAAAAAUGUAUUUGUGUGUGAUUAUUGCUAUUUAUUAAAUUUUAAAUACUUUGCUGAAUGUCAUUUUAAAGCAUGUUUGAGGUCUUGUGUAUUUGUCGUGUUAUGCUGUCAGGAAGAACUGACUGAAAUGUUUUAAUAAGUAUCAAAAAUUAAAAUGACUUUUUUUGUAUUGUCUUGAGGUACUUUUUAAAUCAAAAUUGCUCUUUAUUUUUGUUUCAUUUUGGUCUAUAUACAAAUUCAGGUCACAAAAUAUGCAGUUAUAUCUAGAAGAAAAAUUAAGAGGAGGUUAUUGUUUCUUAAUUACUUUAUAGUAAAGUAGUAGCUUAUACCAGCACUCGAGGGUGAAAAUCCUUAAGGACCUGAAUAAUAUUUUGCUUUUGAGAAAACUUCCUCUUAGUUGAUAUAUCUUGUAAGAUACAGUCACGCAAUCAGUUAUCUUUUUGUAUUAUUUUCAGAUACAUUACAGACUCCUAUAGAUUAUUCUACUGGCAGAUUUUGGCUUCCCAAAUUAAUCUUGUUAGGUCCUACUAGUAAUAUACAAUCAUAUAGAGGUUUUUUGGUUUUCUGGCAUAUGUUUUAUUUAUUUAUUUUUUUUAAUUAACACAUACAUCUUUCUGGGUCAAACAGUAAAAAGUAAGGCUCUUUCCUA